UUGUUUACAUAUUGGAUUGUUUUGUUUCCUCUAUUGCUUUAAUUUAAUUUGAGUUUUAGGUCAAGUUGUGCUCUGAUCAAGGUUAACCUGGAGGUUGCAUGUUGAGGGUUUUUAAAAAAAUUACUCUUUUCCUUUUAGGAUAAUAUGGUUAAAAUUUGAGCAUUAUGAGAAGUAAGUAAACAGUGUCCUGAAGGAUGUUUUGUGGUUUAGAAGAUGAAAUUAUGGUUCUGUUUGUUGUAGUUGGGGGGAAUGGGAAUGGGACUCUGAGAAGUGGGGUUGAGUUUGGCAUUAUUAGGUAACAACUUGUUCAAUGCUGAUUGUUGCUUAUUAAGGUUUUUUAGCCUAUAACUUCAUCUCCAAUCCAUUUAAUUUCUUGUUAAUAAUAGCAUUCAUGAAUUAUUGUACAUUAGGCCUAUGAAAACUACAGCCUCAUAAAUUCUCUUGCAGCUAAUCAAGUAGAAACAUAGUUACAUACUGUGAUGGCUAUGGAUGUAAAAGGCAUAGCAUGGGUUGGAAACGUGUACCAAAAGUUUGAGAAUAUGUGCCUCGAGAUGGAAGAGAUGAUGCUUCAGGAUACUGUUAAAUACAUGGAGGAUCAGAUGCAGACUGUUGGGGAAAAUGUUAAAAAAAUUUAUGCUGGUGUCAUGAAAGAUUUACUUCCUCUAUCUUUGUGUGAUUUGGAUGAAAAGGCUGUGUCUGAAUUGCCGAUAGAUCAUCAUACUGAUGACAGUUCCUUGGAGAUGACAUCUCAAGGUUCCGAGAAAAUAACCGUAAAGGCAGAUGCCAAGGAGACAGCAGAGGAUUCAAGGGUCAAUUUUGAUGUUGACAUUGCUGCAAUACGUGAUGAAUCUUGUGAUGCCAAUCCUUUGUUUGAGUCGGAUGCUGGUGAUUUUGUUCAAGUUGGUAAUUCAUAUAUAAAAUCAAACCUUGGUGGUGACGAAAAUCAACAAAGUAAGAUGCCUUCAACCAAUGCAGCCAGUGAAAUCACUUCCUUAGCAUCAGAUAGAGGCAGAUGCAGCACAUCUCAAGCAUGUGAGCUCUCAGAUGAAAAACAAAAUCAUGAAGUUAAUUUUUCAAAUCCGCCUUCUUCUGAAGUAAAAAGUCCUGCUUCUGAUGCACUGUGCUGCGCUGAAAUUGAAAGUUCAAGUACUGAACAGAUCUACAAUGCUCCGGCAUCAGUUAAGCCAGCUGAAAAGAAAGAGAUGAACAUGGGUUGUUCUUCCUCCAGUGUCCUAUUCGGAGACUCAGAUGGGUUCUCUAUGAUCAGAGCAAUAGAGUCAGAUGAGUAUUCUCAUGACACUGUUGUUGUAUCUCAUCCAGAAAUUCCAGGAGCAUGGAGUUCAGAUGCAACGAUGAUUGAUACCGUGCAACAAGAUGAUGAGCAGAAUCUUGAUGAAACUUGUAUUAUGGUGACCAGAGAUGAACUUCAAUUAGCUCCCAAGACUGGUGGUAAUCUAGAGAAUAAUAAGAAAAAGAGGCGGCAACCCUUCUCGUUAUCCAAGAAGUCUGCAAGGAAGCAAGAGUAUAAGGAGCUUGUGAUAUGGCAUGGAAACAAUGAUGAAGAGGAGGAUGUUGUGAAGAAUUCAUGUCCAAGCUCAGUUAAGGAUCACAAAAAUUCACAGCUUCCUGAUGUCUCUGAACCUGAAUGGGAGCUUCUCUGAAUAUACCACAUUUUUAUCCCUAUAUAUAUAUUGUUGAGCAUACAGUAUUGCAGCGAAGAUUCAAUUUUCUUACAAUAAGAAUUUAUGUUACUAGACCUUUUCCUAGUUCCUAGCAGCAACACUUUUGUUCCUUCUUUUUCCCCUGUUCUUAAUUAAUUAGGCCAUUCAAAUGAGAACAUCUAAAUAGGGUAGUUUAAGUUAUAUAUAGAAUGUGAAUGUCCACUUUUGUUUUUUAUUGACUUCUUAUGUUUAUAUUGAGUUUUCAUAUUAUAUACUUUUGGAGAAUUUGAAAUGUUUAGCAUAAA
Arachis stenosperma is the source of this 1966-nucleotide messenger RNA. RefSeq lists its product as uncharacterized. The record is from RefSeq and is a predicted model, not a curated record. The transcript is spliced from 5 exons. NCBI's taxonomy places the organism in Eukaryota, Viridiplantae, Streptophyta, Magnoliopsida, Fabales, Fabaceae. The coding region runs from base 480 to 1661 and encodes 393 amino acids.